AUGAGACUCGGGAGCCUAGCGACCAAGUCCCGGGUCUCCAAGGAGACGAAGCUCCGGCUGCGCGUGAUCUUCCUGGAUGACAGCGAGCGCACGUUCGAGGUAGAGCAAAGGGUUUUAGGCGCCGACUUCUUCAAUAAAGUGUGCGGACAUCUGAAGCUGCUGGAGAAAGAGUACUUCGGACUGGAGUUCAGACACCACAGCGGGAACUACGUGUGGUUAGAGCUGCUGAAGCCGCUGGUCAAACAGAUUAAAUACACCAACGAUCUCUUCUUCAGGUUUAUAGUAAAGUUCUUCCCACCAGAUCCUGGACAACUGAAAAGAGGCCUCACCAGGUAUCUUUUUGCCUUACAGAUAAAGCAGGAUUUGUCCAACGGCAGUCUGACCUGUCAUGACAACAGCGCCGCCCUGCUGGUUUCUCACAUACUGCAGUCAGAGCUAGGGGACUUUGACGAAGAGCUGGACUGUCACCACUUAGAGAUGAAGCAGUACGUCCCCAACCAGGAAUAUCUAGACCACAAGAUCAUCAAGUUUCACAAGAAACACAGAGGUGCAUCUCCAGCGGACUCCGAUAUCCACCUGCUGGAGGUGGCAAGGAAGCUGGACAUGUACGGGAUCAGGCCUCAUGCCGCCCACGACGGGGAGGGAAUGAGGAUCAACCUGGCCGUCACGCACUCUGGAGUACUGGUCUUUCAGGGAAACACCAAAAUCAACACGUUCAGCUGGGCAAAAAUCCGCAAGCUGAGCUUCAAGCGCAAAUACUUCCUCAUCAAACUACACGACAAAGUUGGGCCGUCUUGUAAGGACACACUAGAGUUCUCGAUGGCCAGUCGAGAUGUGUGUAAGUCCUUCUGGAAGACCUGCGUAGAGUACCAUGCCUUCUUCAGACUGGCAGAGGAACCGAAGACGAUACAAAAAACCCUGCUGUCCAGUAAGGGCUCCAGCUUUAGAUACAGCGGACGGACGCAAAAACAGCUGCUGGAGUGUAUGGGAUCAGGGGAGAAGAAGCCUUCGCACUUUGAGAGGACCUACUGUCAGUCAGACUACGAUCCCAGACAGUGUCGCUCCUCUCCGGAUCUCCUCACGGACGUCUCCAAACAAUUGUACGAGCACUCCUACCCGUAUCCUCGUUCGAGUCACGCCUUGGCGGUCCGCAGUCAGGAUGAGUUGGACCCACAUCACCGAGGUGUAGACGACAUCGAAAUCGGUGGAGGAGGGGCUAGACGCAGUCAAUCGUCCGGUGAGGUAACCCAGAGGAUGCGCCCUCUCUCACAAGUCGCUCCCCAUUCUCAUUCCCUAAGCGCCUCGCCCAAGAUGAGAUCUGCCUCCACAUCUGUGGUGGAGGACACGAGGGGGGGACGGAUCGCGGGGCAGCGCCAAGCACAAAGGCUAGCCGGUGUCUACGGCAACCGGUCACGCCGUCGACCCAAUCCCCAACCGCAUCCGGAUGCUGCUCAGCAGUUGGUUCUUCUCUACCCAAACAGUCCGGCGUACCAGUAUCACCCCAUCCUCCCGACAUUCUCAUUAGCCGGUUCCUCGCCUCUCAGCCGACACCCUUACCUGACAGACUACGUCGCCGUUUCCUCACUGGAGCGUUUCCCGCAGGCGAGGAGGCGGGAUUAUGUGACAAUGGAUGGCCUGUCGCGGCCGUCUUUCUACCCACUGAGCCACGAUUCGCCGUCCCACUCACCAAUCAGGAGGAACCUGCGUCCCUCUGGCUCUAGCGGGCUUGGAUUGGCGAGGGUUUAUCAGCCAGGAAGCAAUGGAGCAAGGCUACUGGGUGUCGGCCAUACGGAGGCAGGGCAUUACAGCGAUGACUCCAACUUCCUCCCAGGGUUGCCUCGCCGUGUAGCUAGCCAACCAGAUGUCAAGUUUCACCUAUCGAGGGGCUCUAACCCCGCCUCUGAGUUCCGUCCCCUUGGUUACUACCCUCAUCUGACACGCCCCUCCAGACCCACCUACCUCCCUCUAAACUCCUCCCCUCUGCCCGAACGACCCACCUCGCUAUGCAUGAUCGGCGGCACCACGGGAAGCUACAGUGACUCCGACUCGGAGGUUUUCUAUCCGUAUUACUGCCCCCCACCCCCGCUGGGGAAACUGGCACGGCCCGCCGGACUAGCCAGGAUGAGGUUUUCCUCUGGGAGCCUCCAAUUGGACGAGGAGGAAGAAGAGGGGGAGGAGGAAGAGGAGGAGGAUGGAGCGGUGAAAGAAAAGAAAGAGUUAAAAAGUGAAGAAGAGAAGAAAGAAAAGAAAAGAGAUGAAACUAAAGGUGCUGCAAAGAUUACUGAAGUCACACUGUAG
Molecule: messenger RNA, 2298 nt
Organism: Morone saxatilis (striped sea-bass)
Lineage: Eukaryota; Metazoa; Chordata; Actinopteri; Moronidae
Product: FERM domain-containing protein 7
Exons: 13
Coding region: 1-2298 (765 amino acids)
Cellular component (GO): cytoskeleton
Molecular function (GO): guanyl-nucleotide exchange factor activity; cytoskeletal protein binding
Source: RefSeq, a predicted model, not a curated record